This is a messenger RNA of Hydra vulgaris (swiftwater hydra), 1649 nucleotides long. RefSeq names its product 6-phosphogluconolactonase. The record is from RefSeq and is a predicted model, not a curated record. Gene Ontology annotation, molecular function: 6-phosphogluconolactonase activity; protein binding. NCBI's taxonomy places the organism in Eukaryota, Metazoa, Cnidaria, Hydrozoa, Anthoathecata, Hydridae.
GGAGGAGGGGGACGUGCUCUCUAGCCCCCCUCGGCCGACAUAAUAUCCGACAAAUAUCAAUAUUAUCUUAUCAGACAAGUAAAGCAAUGAUUUUCUGAAUAAUAGCAUCAAACAUGACAUAGUUAUCUCUCUUAUCUCUAAAGUUUUUUUGGCUAUUGACUAUUUUAGAAAUAAAGGAUAUUUUUUAUAAAAUGAGUAUUUCUACCGUUUUUGUUGGUGGGUUUGGCAGUGCUAUUUUGUUGUUUGAACUUCAUAUUGAUUCUUUAGAAAUAAAGCAUUCAAGACUUUUUUAUAAAGAAACAUUUCAAUCGGAAAGUUGUCCAUCUUUUUUAGAAACUUUUGACAAUAAAAUUUAUUCUGUAAACGAAGUUGAUUAUUUUGAUGGUAAAAAAUCUGGUGGUCUAACAUAUUUUGAGAUUACUGAUUCUGGAACACUUAACAAAGUUCAAGAACAAUGUUCAGGUGGUUUAAGUCCAUGCCAUUUAGCAUACAGCUAUGAUAAAAACUGUAUUUAUGUUGCGAACUAUGCAUCAGGCCACUUUGCUGUGUUUAAAGUUGACAAAGAUGGUAGUUUAGGAAGCUUAUUGUACAGUAAAUAUUUUGAUACUGGAAGUGGGUGUAAUACUGAAAGGCAAUCCUCAAGUCAUCCUCAUGGAGUUUACAUAAAAGACAAUUAUGUUUAUGUAGUUGAUCUUGGUGCAGACCGUAUUUGGUGUUUUAAUCAUAAAAACGAGUCAUUGAGUUUGAGUCCUGUGUGUAUUUUAACUCCUUCUGGUUCUGGACCCAGACAUAUGGUUUUUCACAAAAUUUAUAGUUUAGCGUUUGUGUUGACAGAACUAUCUAAUGAAAUUUUAGUUUAUUCAUAUGCAUCUGAGACUGGUAAUUUGAAAUUAAUUUCCUCCUAUCCUUUUAUAUCAGAUGCCAGUCAGAAUGAAAAUGGUGACCUAGAAGAAAACUUUGGUUCAGAAAUACUCAUUCAUCCAAAUGGAGAGUUUUUAUAUAUAAGUAACCGCGUUCAUGGAGCCAUAAUAUCUUAUAAGAUAUUAGAUUCAGAAGGUAGUUUAAAAAAGAUUCAACAUUACUUAACUGCUGGAACAUGGCCUCGUCAUUUUGCAAUUCAUCCUAGUGGAAAGGUUAUUCUGUGUGCUGAUCAGUUUAAGGACAUAGUUGAAGUUAUUGCUGUGAAUGCAUCAACUGGAAUGCUAGAAAAAAUUGAAAUAGUGGAAUGUAAAAACCAACCUUCAUGCAUUGUGUUUAAAAAGUUCUAAAGAAUGUUUACAGAUAUACUAUUUCAUAUUUCAUUGAUAUAUAAAAUGUUAGAGGGAUUUACUUACUAAUUUUUUUAUAUAUGUUUUCUUAGUUUUUUGUUGCAAAAAUUUUUUCUUACAAAAUUUAUAAAUUUCAUACAACACAUAAAAAUACAUAUGCACUUUUUUAUAUAAUAAAUGGAUUAUUAUUUAAAGACAUUUUGAGGCUCAAAUAAUUUUUGAAUGUUUCUUUGUAAAAUAUGCUUUAUAGAUGAUUAUAAAGAUCUUGAUAGAAAUGAAAUAUAUAAAGAAAAACACAGUUUUCAAUUCUUUACAAUCUUUGUUAAACACAACUUACAAGUUUACAAUCUUUGGUUUAUUAAAAAUAUAAUAUUGCAUCAA